Molecule: messenger RNA, 1022 nt
Organism: Arabidopsis lyrata subsp. lyrata
Lineage: Eukaryota; Viridiplantae; Streptophyta; Magnoliopsida; Brassicales; Brassicaceae
Product: 3-isopropylmalate dehydratase small subunit 3
Exons: 2
Coding region: 40-795 (251 amino acids)
Source: RefSeq, a predicted model, not a curated record
GUUGACUCGCUUCUAUCUUGACCUCAGCAAAGAAAAACAAUGGCGGCUUCUCUGCAAUCAGCAAACCCUACAUUGUCACGAACCCUAGCUUCUCCGAACAAAUCUCCCUCCUUCGCCACCUUCCGAUCUCCAUUUCUCAGAUUCAAUUCCACCUCCGUCGCUUCCAAUUUCAAACCCCUCGUUUCACGAGAAGCAUCCUCAUCGUUCGUCACACGCUCCGCCGCCGAGCCACAAGAGAGAAAAACCUUCCAUGGACUCUGCUAUGUCGUCGGUGACAACAUCGACACUGACCAAAUCAUUCCCGCAGAGUUUCUCACUCUCGUCCCUUCGAAUCCAGAAGAAUACGAGAAACUCGGUUCCUACGCUCUAGUUGGUCUUCCAGCUUCUUACAAGGAACGAUUCGUCCAGCCAGGAGAGAUGAAGACGAAGUACUCAAUCAUCAUCGGCGGCGAAAACUUCGGAUGUGGAUCGUCACGUGAACAUGCUCCGGUUUGUUUAGGAGCAGCCGGAGCUAAAGCAGUGGUGGCUCAAUCUUAUGCUAGAAUCUUUUUCAGGAACUCUGUGGCUACAGGUGAGGUUUAUCCGUUGGAUUCGGAGGUUAGGGUUUGUGAUGAGUGUAAAACUGGUGAUGUUGCGACGGUUGAGUUGAGGGAAGGUGAUAGUAUUCUGAUCAAUCAUACGACGGGGAAAGAGUAUAAGCUUAAGCCGAUUGGUGAUGCUGGACCAGUUAUUGAUGCUGGUGGUAUAUUUGCUUAUGCUAGGAAAGCUGGAAUGAUUCCAUCUGCUGCUGCUUGAUUUUACCUUUUAGGUGUCAAUGCAAGUGCAUGAGAGUCUCUUGAAGGAUCUUGAUCCAAUAAAAAGAACAAUAAGAAUAUGUAAUGUUUCCAAAAAGCUUAUGAACCUACUCUAUGUUUUAUGAAUAUAUAUGACUAUUGAUGAUUGGCUUAGUCUUCAGUUUCGGUUUUGCUUGUCUACAUUUGGAUGUUUCAGCUGCUAAAAAUGCAUGCAUAGUUUAUUUGAAA